AUGUCGACUCCCAUUCCAAGCCCCGCUGGAGUCCCGCUCCUGGGUAAUAUCUUUGACGUCAACCCAAAUGAGACAUGGAACUCUCUAAACAAGCUAGCCAAGCAGUUCGGCCCCAUCUGCAAGAUCAGUGUUCUAGGACACGAACUCGUUUUCAUCGGCAGUGUCGCCCUGCUCGAAGAGAUCUGUGACCAGACCCGCUUCCGCAAGUGUGUCACCGGCCCCGUGGUCGAGAUUCGAUAUGCAGUCCACGACAGUCUGUUCACCGCGUACGAUGACGAGAAGAGCUGGGGCAUCGCCCAUCGCAUUAUGAUGCCUCAUCUCACCCAAUCUGCGACCGACAGCCUCUUCGGAGACAUGGCUGAGGUCAUUCCCGACCUCACAAAGAAGUGGAGCAAAAGCCCCAAGCAGCGUACGCUGAUCACAAAGGACCUCGACCGUCUCCUGCUGGCGUCGUGUAUGCAGAGCUUCUUCAACCAGCGAGUUCACGUUCUCGAGGGCGUCGAGCCCCCAAUGAUCAACGCCAUGGAGGGCGCGACGAUGGAGGCUUUGAAGCGUCCGACGCGCCCCAAGGUGUUGAACUGGCUAUACCAGCGCCGCUUCGAGAAGGAUACCAAGACCAUGCGCGAUUUCUCGGCCAACGUGAUCAAGACGAGGAGGGAAAACCCCGAGACCGCUCGCAACGAUAUUCUGGAUGCCAUGAUCAACGGCGCCGACCCCGAGAGUGGCGAGAAGCUCACCGAAUCUCAGAUUAUCGAUGAGAUCAUCUCGUGCUUCAUUGGUGCCGCCACCGCGCCCAACCUCAUCGCCUAUGCGCUGUACUAUCUGAUGGAGAACCCCAAGGAGAUCGAGAAGGCCCACGAGGAGCUGGACCGGGUCGUCGGCGACGGCAAGAUCGACUUGGAGCACCUCAAGGACCUUCACUAUGUUGAGGCCAUUCUCCGCGAGUCCAUUCGUCUAUCCGCUCCCGCACCGGGCUUCAACAUCGAGCCCAUCCCCUCCAAUGACAAGAGCCCCAUCCUCCUCGGAGGCGGCGAGUACCAGAUCGCCCACAACCAGCCGAUGAUUGCUGUCCUCGGCCAGGUCAACCGGGACCCAGCCGUCUUUGAGGAUCCCGAGGCUUUCAAGCCGGAGCGCGUGCUCGGCGAGAAGUGGGAUCAGCUCCCUGCCGCGGCGAAGAAGGGCUUCGGUAACGGCAAGCGUGAGUGUAUUGGUAAGCUUUGGGCUUGGCGCUGGUCGUUCUUCACCUUGGCCAGCAUUUUGAAGGACACCAGCUUUGAGUUGGCGGAUCCUAAAUACAAGCUAGAGUCCAAUGGUGCGUUCAGUGUAAAGCCACAGGAGUUUUAUGGUCUGGUUGGCCCGCGUAAGUAG
This is a messenger RNA of Penicillium olsonii, 1368 nucleotides long. NCBI's taxonomy places the organism in Eukaryota, Fungi, Ascomycota, Eurotiomycetes, Eurotiales, Aspergillaceae. The record is from the annotation of a GenBank genome assembly.